Mesorhabditis belari is the source of this 1425-nucleotide messenger RNA. NCBI's taxonomy places the organism in Eukaryota, Metazoa, Nematoda, Chromadorea, Rhabditida, Rhabditidae. The record is from the annotation of a GenBank genome assembly.
AUGGCACUUGCUAGGAAAAGACGAUUGGCCAACAAAAUACCAGGAUUAGAUGAGCAUCCAAUUUGGGGAACGGCCAAUGAAUGGGCUGGAUUGGAUAGUGCGGGCAUCACUGAAUGGUUGCUACGAAAAAGUGAUGAAAUGCGAGAGAAAGGUCAUGAUGUUUAUCGAGUGAAUUUCGCGAAUCAAGUUUUCAUUAUUCCAUUAAAUGGAGAAACGGUGAAACCGAUUAUCGAAUCGAAAGAUGAGAUCACAAAGGGUCUUGGAUAUGAUUUUGUGCGUGAAUGGCUUGGAACGGGUUUAUUGAUUAGUACUGGAAACAAAUGGCAAUAUCGACGCAAAAUGAUCACUCCAACUUUUCAUUUUCGACAUCUUGAGAAUUACGUGAAAACUUUCAAUUAUCACUCAAAGAUUUUCGUAGAAGUUGUAUCUGAAUUGAAUGGCGUAGAAUUCGACGCAGUUCCUUAUAUAAAAAGAUGUGCAUUGGAUGUGAUUUGUGAGACGGCAAUGGGUAAAACGGCCGAUGUGCAACACAAUCCAUCUCAUCCAUACGUGAUGGCUCUAAGAGAUAUGCUAUGGAUGAAUACCGAAUAUGAGCUGAAGUGGCAAUACUGGUUUCCUCCUUAUUAUUACUGGUCGGGAAUGGCGAAAAUGUACAGAAAUACUCUGAAUACACUACAUGGAUUCACUAAAGGGAUUAUUACGGAAAGAAAAGCGAAAAGAGCAAAUGGAGAAAAGACAAGAGGAAAUGAAACAAAUUUCCUUGACAUGUUAUUGGAGCAUUACGAUGCAGGAGAAAUCGAUGACGAAGGAGUGCGUGAAGAGGUGGACACAUUCAUGUUUGAAGGCCACGAUACAACAUCUUCCGGUGUCUCGUGGGGUAUUUGGUGUAUCGCUCAUCAUCCACAAGUUCAACAAAGGCUUUUUAACGAAAUAUGUGAAGUGAUUGGUGAAGAUCAAGAAGAAAUCAUCACAACGGAGCAUCUCAAAAAGAUGACCUAUCUAGAUCAGGUAAUGAAAGAAGCUUUUCGUCUCUAUUGCCCAGUGCCUGAAGUAAAUCGGAGAUUGCAAAACGAUUUCCAGAGCGGUCCAUAUUUGUUUCCUAAAGAUGCUGUGAUAACAAUUGCUCCGAUUAUACUUUGCAGAAACAAAAAGGUUUGGGGUGACGAUGUUCUUUCGUUUGACCCGGAAAGGUUCUCAGAAGAAAGAGAGUCAAAAAGGCAUCCCUUUGAUUACAUUCCAUUCUCUGCUGGACCGAGAAAUUGUAUUGGUCAACGCUUUGCUCAAUUGGAAGCAAAAGUAAUGCUUUGCUGGUUGGUGAGAUCGUUUGAAUUCUCUUCGAAUCUUCCAUUCGAAUCAAAUCGUGCCGGAGCUGAGGGAAUCCUCCGACCCUAUUCGGGCAUUCCCGUUUUCGCAAAAAGAAGAAAC